CCGGGUCCCGAGGCAUUGGGAGGCCGAGAGCUGCCCGGACCCCCGCUCUCCGCCGCUGCCCCGUCCGGGGCCGCACUUCGGAGCCAAGGCCGUGCGCGGGGGGCCAGCAGGACCGGGCCGGCCGGGCCACGCGUCCAUCGAGCCAGAGAUCCGUGAGUAAAGCGGGAAGAAGCGACAAGAGACACAGCCACAACACGCGACUUCAGACUCCUGGGUCCCGCAGGACGCCCAGAUCGGCGGCCCGUAAGAUGGCCCCGCCCAGCCUCCUGCUUUGCUUGCUGUCCGUCACCGUGUGCUCUCUGCUGGGGGGAAGUUCGGCGUUCCUGUCCCACCACCGCCUGAAAGGCAGGUUUCAGAGGGACCGCAGAAACAUCCGGCCCAACAUCAUCCUGGUGCUGACGGACGACCAGGACGUGGAGCUGGGGUCCAUGCAGGUGAUGAACAAGACGCGGCGCAUCAUGGGGCAGGGCGGGGCGCACUUCGUCAACGCCUUCGUGACCACGCCCAUGUGCUGCCCCUCGCGCUCCUCCAUCCUCACCGGCAAGUACGUCCACAACCACAACACCUACACCAACAACGAGAACUGCUCCUCGCCCUCCUGGCAGACGCAGCACGAGAGCCGCACCUUUGCCGUGUACCUCAACAGCACGGGCUACCGGACAGCUUUCUUCGGAAAGUAUCUUAAUGAGUACAACGGUUCCUACGUGCCGCCGGGCUGGAAGGAGUGGGUCGGCCUUCUUAAAAACUCCCGUUUUUAUAACUACACGCUCUGCCGGAACGGGGUGAAGGAGAAGCACGGCUUUGACUACUCUAAGGACUACCUGACAGACCUCAUCACCAACGACAGCGUGAGCUUCUUCCGCACGUCCAAGAAGAUGUACCCCCACCGGCCCGUCCUGAUGGUCAUCAGCCACGCGGCCCCCCACGGCCCUGAAGACUCUGCCCCCCAGUACUCGAGCCUCUUCCCCAACGCGUCCCAGCACAUCACGCCGAGCUACAACUACGCGCCCAACCCUGACAAGCACUGGAUCAUGCGUUACACGGGGCCCAUGAAGCCCAUCCACAUGGAGUUCACCAACAUGCUGCAGCGGAAGCGUCUGCAGACCCUCAUGUCCGUGGACGACUCCAUGGAGACGCUCUACAACAUGCUGGUGGAGACGGGCGAGCUGGACAACACGUACGUUGUGUACACCGCCGACCACGGCUACCACAUCGGCCAGUUCGGCCUGGUGAAGGGCAAGUCCAUGCCGUACGAGUUCGACAUCAGGGUCCCGUUCUACGUGCGGGGCCCCAACGUGGAGGCCGGCUCGCUGAAUCCCCACAUCGUCCUCAACAUCGACCUGGCCCCCACCAUCCUGGACAUUGCCGGUCUGGACAUCCCCUCGGACAUGGAUGGGAAGUCCAUCCUCAAGCUGCUGGAUACGGAGCGGCCAGCGAAUCGGUUUCACUUGAAAAAGAAGAUGAGGGUCUGGCGGGACUCCUUCCUGGUGGAGAGAGGCAAACUGCUGCACAAGAGGGACAACGACAAGGUGGACGCUCAGGAGGAAAACUUCCUGCCCAAAUACCAGCGGGUGAAGGACCUGUGCCAGCGCGCAGAGUACCAGACAGCCUGCGAGCAGCUGGGACAGAAGUGGCAGUGUGUGGAGGACGCGUCCGGGAAGCUGAAGCUGCACAAGUGCAAGGGCCCCGCACGGCUGGGGGGCGGGGCGCUCUCCAACCUGGUGCCCAAGUACUACACGCCGGGCGGCGAGGCGUGUGCCUGCGACGUGGGUGACUACAAGCUCAGCUUGGCGGGUCGCCGGAAGAAGCUCUUCAAGAAGAAGUACAAGACCAGCUAUGCCCGGAACCGCUCCAUCCGCUCGGUGGCCAUCGAGGAGGACAGCGGGGCGCACCGCACGGCCCUGGAUGACCCAUCCCAGCCCCGCAACCUUAGCAAGCGGCACUGGCCAGGGGCCCCUGAGGUCCCAGAUGACAAGGAUGGUGGAGACUUCAGUGGCACUGGAGGCCUUCCGGACUACUCAGCCCCCAACCCCAUUAAAGUAACACACCGGUGCUACAUCCUCGAGAAUGACACGGUCCAGUGCGACCUGGAUCUGUACAAGUCCCUGCAGGCCUGGAAAGAUCACAAGCUGCACAUCGACCAUGAGAUCGAAACCCUGCAGAACAAAAUUAAGAACCUGCGGGAAGUCCGAGGUCACCUGAAGAAAAAGCGUCCUGAGGAAUGUGAUUGUCACAAAAUCAGUUACCACACCCAGCACAAAGGCCGCCUCAAGCACAAGGGCUCCAGUCUGCACCCUUUCAGGAAGGGCCUGCAGGAGAAGGACAAGGUGUGGCUGCUGCGGGAGCAGAAGCGGAAGAAGAAACUUCGCAAGCUGCUCAAGCGCCUGCAGAACAACGACACGUGCAGCAUGCCGGGCCUCACGUGCUUCACCCACGACAACCAGCACUGGCAGACGGCGCCGCUCUGGACACUGGGGCCCUUCUGCGCCUGCACCAGCGCCAACAACAACACCUACUGGUGCAUGAGGACCAUCAACGAGACCCACAACUUCCUCUUUUGUGAAUUCGCCACGGGCUUCCUGGAGUACUUUGAUCUCAACACGGACCCCUACCAGCUGAUGAACGCGGUGAACACGCUGGACAGGGACGUCCUCAACCAGCUCCACGUGCAGCUCAUGGAGCUGAGGAGCUGCAAGGGUUACAAGCAGUGCAACCCCCGGACACGGAACAUGGAGCUGGGACUUAAAGCUGGAGGAAGCUACGAGCAAUACAGGCAGUUUCAGCGUCGAAAGUGGCCAGAAAUGAAGAGACCUUCUUCCAAAUCGCUGGGGCAGCUGUGGGAAGGCUGGGAAGGUUAGGAAGCGCGCGGCGGCCUCCAGACCAGAAGCGCCAUCUGACCGUCCCGACCGGGAAGACCGAGCACGAUUUCAGGCGGGCCCGCGCUCCUAGCCGGGGCCCGAGUCCCGGGACCUGCUUUCCGUCAACAUGGCACGCUCUGGAAGACGACCGUGGGGAGUCGUGGGACUCCGGGAAGUCCAUCUUUGCCCCUGCUUCUGCUUUGGACGGUACCUCACCAGCUGCACAAAAUGCGUUUUCCUACCGAACAGUCACCACUAACCCUCGCGGAGAGGCUUACAAAGGAAGGUUUUCUUGGCAGUUUCCCCCACGGUGUAAGGCACUGGAACUUUUUUAAAAAUCCUAGGGAAGAACACCCCCGUUUCAGACCCUUCUCUUUCGGUGCGUCACAGAGGAGGAGCUCGGACGGCGGCGCGGCGGCGCGGCCUGCGGCUGCCCGAGACGGCGCGGGCUCGGCCGGGAGGCGGCAGCGCGGGGGCGCCGCGAGGCGGGCCGUCUCCGAAGUGGCGGCUCCGCGGCGGCGAGGAGGCCCCGCGCGUAGCGGCGUGGGAACUCGCAGGGGAUCUGACCCGGCGUGCAGGGGCGGUGGUGUCAAUAAACGCUGUGCCAGUGUAAAGAAAACCCCUCGCACUUGUGGACGUUUCUGUUCCUGCCCAGACGCCGUUCCCGCCCGUAUUCCUUUGUCAUCUGUCCCAGAACUGGUGUUUUUUAAAGUACUGAGAAAAGUGAAGUUCAUGUAUGUAUGUCCCAGGUUUUAACGAAAUUGUAUUUGUAAAGAAAUUUUGUAGUCUAAGUACUGUCCUACGACGUCCGAAGUCCCAGCCAACGACCGGCAGUUGGUGGGAGGGAACCUUUAACACUUUGUAAAAGGCCGUUCUUGGGA
This is a messenger RNA of Lutra lutra (Eurasian river otter), 3739 nucleotides long. RefSeq names its product sulfatase 2 (gene SULF2). Gene Ontology annotation, molecular function: N-acetylglucosamine-6-sulfatase activity; glycosaminoglycan binding; calcium ion binding. The record is from RefSeq and is a predicted model, not a curated record. NCBI's taxonomy places the organism in Eukaryota, Metazoa, Chordata, Mammalia, Carnivora, Mustelidae. Gene Ontology annotation, cellular component: cell surface; Golgi apparatus; endoplasmic reticulum.